Molecule: messenger RNA, 3176 nt
Organism: Oryzias melastigma (Indian medaka)
Lineage: Eukaryota; Metazoa; Chordata; Actinopteri; Beloniformes; Adrianichthyidae
Exons: 12
Coding region: 380-1852 (490 amino acids)
Biological process (GO): amino acid transmembrane transport
Cellular component (GO): membrane
Molecular function (GO): basic amino acid transmembrane transporter activity; L-amino acid transmembrane transporter activity
Source: RefSeq, a predicted model, not a curated record
UGACGAUGGGCGGAGCCACAUCCUCUGGCGCUUUUUGACUGUGGGAGGAGCUUGAAGCAGAUGUUGAGAGGAACUAAAGAGGUUCAAGCAGAAGUUGGUGGCACGUUUUUGAAGCUGCACUGCUACCUGCUUCAGUCGCACGGGAGAGACACAACCAGCUUGUCCCCCUGGAGAAGUACACCUUGGUUUCAGGAGCUGUUUGAAGCACGAAUAACCCACGUGAUCCUGUAGCAACCAAGCGUCCCUUUUUCCUUUUGUUAUGUGGAAAUCCCUCCUCUCAUCUUGCCCCACAUUAAAUCUCUCUACUCCUUCCCCAAGUGUCACUUACUCUUCUUCGCCUUCUGUCUGAAUCAUUUCGGAGGAGUGAACUCCUUUAAAAAUGGUCGCUGACGGGGACGUGGUAUCUCAGGGAAGCGGCGUGCGACUGAAGCAGGAGAUCUCCCUCCUCCAUGGCGUCUGUCUCAUUGUGGGAAAUAUGAUCGGCUCCGGCAUCUUCGUCUCACCUAAAGGAGUUCUCAUGUAUACCGGCUCUUUCGGCCUGUCUCUUAUCGUUUGGGCCAUUGGAGGUAUAUUCUCCGUGUUUGGAGCGUUGUGUUAUGCUGAACUUGGGACUACUAUCCGUAAAUCUGGAGCUUCCUAUGCCUACAUCCUGGAAGCUUUUGGGGGCUUUCUGGCUUUUAUCAGAUUGUGGACGUCCCUGUUGAUAGUCGAGCCAGCCUGUCAGGCAGUGAUAGCCUUGACUUUCUCAAGCUAUCUGGUCCAGCCCUUCUACCCCACAUGUUUAGCUCCUUAUCAUGCAGUUCGCCUCAUUGCUGCUGCCAUUAUAUGUUUGCUGACUGCUGUAAAUUGUUUAAAAGUGAAAUGGGGUGCGAUUCUUCAGGUCAUCUCCACCGUGGCUAAAGUCUUGGCGCUCAUCGUCAUCAUCAUCACCGGCCUGGUAAAGCUGGGUCAAGGUUUCGACCAGAACUUUGAGAACUCAUUCAAAGGUUCCAAGCUGGACCCUGGUUAUAUGGCUCUGGCUCUUUAUUCAGCACUUUACUCCUACUCGGGCUGGGAUACACUCAACUUCAUCACAGAAGAAAUAAAGAAUCCAGAAAGGAACCUGCCUCUGUCCAUUGCCAUUUCCAUGCCCAUUGUCACAGUGAUCUACAUAAUGACCAAUGUAGCUUACUACGUUGUCAUGGACGCAGACACAGUGCUCAGCAGUGAAGCUGUUGCUGUGACAUUUGCAGAUGAAGUUCUGGGCUGGGCUCGAUGGUUGAUCCCCAUUUCUGUGGCUAUUUCCUGUUACGGCGGUUUAAACUCCUCCAUCAUUGCCGCCUCGAGGCUUUUUUUUGUUGGUUCCAGAGAAGGCCAUCUUCCCAACAUCCUAUGCAUGAUCCAUGUGAAGCGCUACACACCGAUCCCUGCUCUGUUUUUCAAUGGAGCCAUGUCGCUGUUUUACCUGUCCGUCCCUGAUGUCUUCCAAUUGAUCAACUACUUCAGCUUCAAUUAUUGGUUGUUUAUUGGCCUGUCAAUAGCCAGCCAGAUUUACCUGCGCUUCAAAGCUCCCGACAUGCACCGACCGGUUAAGCUGUCUUUAUUCUUCCCCAUCGUCUACUGCUUGUGCAGCAUAUUCCUGGUGAUCGUGCCCCUCUACAGCGACACCAUCAACUCAUUAGUUGGUAUUGCAGUGGCUCUGUCCGGAGCUCCGGUCUACUACAUUUGCGUCCACUUGCCGCCCAGUUCCAGGCCGGCUUUUCUUGGCAAAGUGGUCGAUAAAAUCUCUCUUUUUACUCAAAAGCUCUGCUUAUGCUGUGUGGCCUCACCGGAUAUUGAUCUGGACAACAUAGACCCCGAAAAGAUGGAAUGAUCUAACAAAAGAAGAAUUCAACAGAUGGAACAGACCACGAGCGACAGAAGGACCACCACAAUUUGGAUGAGUAAAGAGAAGGAAGACAAACACACUUGAGGUCAAAAAACAAAAAAAUCUCGAACAGCUCUUAGUCACACUGGUGUAAUUAUCUCCACUGCACAUGUCCAGCCCACAUAUCAACCAGCAGCACAAACUUUUGCACAUCUCACAUUUGAGUUCUAGGAAGCUUUAUGUUCAGUUCAUAAACUGAAGGACCUAACAUGCAGAUGUGUGUUAUAUUUAUUUAUUUUAGAUAGCAAAAAAAUCAAAUAAAAUCCGUCUCCUUUUUUCCAAAUCAAUCAAUUUUCCUUUGGAAUAAUUUAAGGAGGUUAGUUAUUCUCUUUGGCACUUUUAAAGGUUGCUCUCAUGAAAGCCAAAGAAUAGAUUAGAUUAUUUACAUCAGCAAGCUUGAAGAUUUUUCUGUUUUGUUUUAAGGGUCUACAUUUUUCAUAAAAACUAUAGGACUGCAAAGCUUGAAGAAGCCAUUUUUUUAACGUUCUUGUGGUUGUUUCUGGAUUAAGGAAAUGCAAUGCUGUGUUCAGAAGCUAACUCUCCUCUGCAGCCACACUCCUUUCUUCACAGUUCAAAUGAUUAAUUUAUUGUUGCGUUUGCAUCCUUCCAUCCCAGAACUCGCCACAGUGAACGUGUAUUACGGUGUCACAGGAAACUGCAGCUGUGGUGACUUAAAGGUGAAAAUGUAACGUCGAGUGUUUGUCCUCAAAACUGUACACGUGCCUUUAGUGAGUGUGGUCAGAAGGUGCUCCCUGUUUGGAUGUUGUAAGCGGUGUUUGCGUGGAGUAACGUGGGCACAAUCUCCGACACUCGGCUGCACUGUUUGCCAAAUGUUUUUCCAGGUUUACAGGAAAUCUUACUCUUCACGAGCACACGUUGACCUUCUGGUCAGAUUGUCAGACAAUAGUUAGUUAGGCCUUAACGCUAAACGUCUGUCUUUGUGUUGGGAAGUUUCAAUAAUGUUGGCACACAGAUCUAUUUAUGUACCUGCUGGUUUUUUCAGACCAAAGUGUUGUGUUUCUUCCAGGUGUUGUUAAAUGAACUUACAAAAAGAAUGUUUCACUAUAAUGUUUGUUUACUGUUCUGUUGGGUUCAAAUAUGCUGAAAGUGGUUUCUGAACAAAUGUCCGAAGUGCUUUUUCUGUCGAGUUUUUAUUUAUCUUGUUUUGGACAAAACACUUGUCUUUUCUGUGGGUGAGGUUUUGUUUACCCAAACAGGAAAACAUAUGAGUGUGUGUUAUCCAAAUAAAGCAGAGAUUAUGGAUUUAAUA